Scomber japonicus (chub mackerel) is the source of this 793-nucleotide messenger RNA. Its product is annotated as neoverrucotoxin subunit alpha-like. The record is from RefSeq and is a predicted model, not a curated record. The transcript has 2 exons. Bases 40 to 639 code for a protein of 199 amino acids. Lineage: Eukaryota; Metazoa; Chordata; Actinopteri; Scombriformes; Scombridae. Gene Ontology annotation, molecular function: protein binding.
GUGUAUGAAGCUGAUUGUGUCUUUGUCUCUUCCUCCAGGAUGGACCAUGGUGGACUGCAGAGACUGAAACCUGGUGUGAGGAAGUAUGCCUGUGAACUGGAACUGGAUCCAAACACAAUGAGCAGAAACCUCAAACUGUCUGAUAACAACAGGAAGGUGACACAUGUGAAGGAGGAUCAGUCAUAUCCUGGUCAUCCAGACAGAUUUGAUGUCUGGCCUCAGCUGCUGUGUAGAAAUGUUCUGACUGGUCGCUGUUACUGGGAGGUCGAGUGGAGAGGAAGAGUUUAUAUAUCAGUGAGUUACAGAAGAAUCAGCAGGAAAGGAGACAGUUAUGACUGUUUGUUUGGACAUUAUGAUCAGUCCUGGAGUCUGAGCUGCUCUGAUGAUGGUCGUUACUCUGUCCGUCACAAUAACAGAGAAACACCCAUCUCCUCCUCCUCCUCCUCCUCCUCCUCCUCCUCCUCUGUCUCUAACAGAGUAGCAGUGUAUGUGGACUGUCCUGCUGGCACUCUGUCCUUCUACAGAGUCUCCUCUGACACACUGAUCCACCUCCACACCUUCAACACCACAUUCACUCAACCUCUGUGUGCUGGGUUUGCAGUCUACUGGUCUGGUUCAGUCUCUCUGGUUCCUCUGUAGGAGGGAGAGUCUCUCUGUGUCCUCUGUAGGAGGGAGAGUCUCUCUGUGUCCUCUGUAGGAGGGAGAGUCUCUCUGUGUCCUCUGUAGGAGGGAGAGUCUCUCUGUGUCCUCUGUAGGAGGGAGAGUCUCUCUGGUUCCUCUGUAGGAGGGAGAG